AUUGUCGAGACCUCGAAGGGUAAUGAAGUAGGCCGAUGAAAUUUGGGGAUAAAGAGAAGUAGCAACGUUCGCAGGCUACCUUAUCCGCUUCCAACAAUGGCUUCCCUCCUGCUCGGAGCUCCCUCCGUCGCCUCUCCGGCGCCGCUCGCCGUCUCUCCUCGCCUCGCCUUCUCUCGCUCCCAGACCCUAGGCGUUUCUCUCUCCACUUCCGCCGCCGGCGGUUCUCUCUCUCUCCCCGGCGCCGCCGCCUCCCCUCCGUCCGUCCCUCUCGUGUACUGCGGCAGAGGCGACAAGAAGACCGCCAAGGGGAAGCGCUUCAAUCACUCCUUCGGCAACGCGAGGCCGCGGAACAAGAAGAAAGGGAGAGGCCCGCCGCGCGUGGCUGCUCCUCCCGCCCCUCCGAGGAAGGACCGGUUCGAGGACAACGAGGUUAUCAAGAUCGAAAUCGAUGAGUCCCUCUUCGCUAAUUGAUUCCGGGCGAAAGCUUGUUGAUUUUUCCCGGUCGAUGUAAUCUCUUUUCCCAUCGAAAUGCGUUCGUUGGCGCUACUGUUUCGUCGAUACAUGCUUAUGUGAAAUUCUCGAUCUCAAUGCGGUUCAUAUGUGGUCUGAUCUUGUUCU
Messenger RNA from Eucalyptus grandis, 618 nucleotides. Its product is annotated as 30S ribosomal protein S31, chloroplastic. The transcript is spliced from 3 exons. Bases 97 to 471 code for a protein of 124 amino acids. Gene Ontology annotation, cellular component: plastid; ribosome. NCBI's taxonomy places the organism in Eukaryota, Viridiplantae, Streptophyta, Magnoliopsida, Myrtales, Myrtaceae. The record is from RefSeq and is a predicted model, not a curated record. Gene Ontology annotation, biological process: plastid translation.